AUGGCGGCGAAUACUUCACAACAUCCCGUGCAGAUCGCGCUGCUAGGCGCGGGAAUCUUCGCGCGCGACGCGUAUCUGCCAAUACUGAAGGACAUCAAGGCCGAGAUCGCGCUUCGAUUCAUCUGGAGCCGCUCCCAGGGCUCGGCGGAAGUGCUAACAGAAGCGUGGGAGGCGGCGGGAAGUGCGGCGCCAGUGGAGGCGGUAUGGGGAGAGGAAGGUUUGGCGCGCAUUGAGCGGAGUGAGGAGGUUGAGGCGUGUGUGCUGGUGCUGCCGGUGCAAGUCCAGCCAGCGCUGGUGCUGCGUUUCUUGAAAGCGGGAAAGCAUGUCAUGCAAGAGAAGCCUAUAGCAGCAGACUACCCCCAGGCCCUUGCCCUACAUGCAGAGGCAUCACGCCUCUCAGCCCCUCUCUCCUCCUCCUCCUCCUCGCAUCAAGCACCUCUGUGGGCCGUUGGGGAGAACUUUCGCCUCGAACCUGCGUUUGACCAGGCACGAGAAAUCGUCUCUCAUCUGGGCGCCAUGCUGGCAGUGCAGGUGGUGGCAGAGACCUCGCUCACCCCGUCCAACAAGUACUUCCCCAGCCAGUGGCGCCGCGACCCGGACUUCACGGGCGCAUUCAUUACUGACUGUGGCGUGCAUUACGUGGCAGCAAUGUGUCAUAUGACUGGGCGCAAAGUAUCAUCAGUGGCAGCAUUUGGUUCACACCAGAUAGCAGAAGUACCUCCCCCGGAUAACUUCGCUGCUACGCUCAAGUUUGAGGAUGGUGCUGUGGGCACUCUCUCCAUCUCCUUCUCCUACAUGCCACGCAACCUUAUGGUGUGGCGAGUGGUGUGUGUGGGCGGAACAGUGGAGGUCAGGAGAGGCCCACAUGCCAGUGGGGACGGCCGCUUUGGAUACACCGUGUCUCUUGAUCUACCGCCAGGAGCAUCGCACCCAGCAGGAUGCCCCAUCCCCUCCUUCCACUCACUCCUGGGCAUCCAGCAAGAGCUCUCUCUCUUCGCAGCCGCUGCAGCAGCAGCACGACCCACACACACCACACUGGCCGAUGCCACCCCUGCCAAUCCAUCCUCCCCGCCUGUCACUCUAGAUCCUCGUUUGUCCCCUUUAGAAGCUCUGGGCGAUCUCGCUAUUAUGCAUGCUGCAGUGCAGUCAGCCAACUCGCCAGUUGCUGCUGGAACCCCUCAGCCCGUUCCUAUUGUCCCUGUGAACACCAGUUAA
This is a messenger RNA of Closterium sp. NIES-65, 1215 nucleotides long. The record is from the annotation of a GenBank genome assembly. NCBI's taxonomy places the organism in Eukaryota, Viridiplantae, Streptophyta, Zygnematophyceae, Desmidiales, Closteriaceae.